GAGUGUAAACGUCAAAAUCAGAAAACAAACUCUCAAAAGUGGAUGCAAAAAUUUCAAUUCGUGUUAAUUUAUAUUUUUUUCCUAUUAAAACAAUCAAAUUUAGCCUAAUUAAAGUUCUAAAGUAAAUGUGAAUGUGUUGUGAUUAUGAAAAAGUUAAAUCCAUUGAUUGGUGCUACCGUUUGCUCGUGAAAAAUCGAUAGACGCCACCGCAGUGCAGUUUUCCAGACGCCACCCUCGCCCCGCAGCACCUACUCCGGAUCAUCCUUCAAACAUGGAAGUGAUGGACAUGAGCUGCGACUACGAUCUGAGCGUAAUCUGCCGAUCCUGCCGGAAGGAGCACCCCCAUCUGCAGCCCAUCUUCGACAACAUGCAGGGGAAUGGUGUUCUGCUGCAGGAAAUGAUGUCCAACUGUACGCAGCUGCAGAUCUACUGCAACGACGGGAUGCCCCAGAAUUUGUGUCCUCCGUGCGUCACGGACAUCCAUACGGCUUAUGGGCUGCUCAAGCGGUCCGAGCAGAGCGACCGGCUGCUCCGGGAGUACCUGUCUCGGAGGAAAAUGGAUGGUUCCGGCAUGGAGAGUGUCGUCAAGGUGGAAGUGUUCGAAAUUAAGCCGGAAAUAUCGCUAGUGGACGCGGAUCCACUGAUAGGGGAGAAGUGCUUUGCCGUGGCGCUGGGCGAUGGCAUCCGGGAUGCGGGAUCCGACGAUGGCGAGGGGUUGAUUGAAGCCCUGGACGAUGAUGGGGAUGAUGAUGAUGAUGCCAUUCAGACGGAGCUCGGAGAUAACAAUGAUCGCGACAGCGACGUCGAUUACGAGGUGGAAAACCUGGAAGAACUGAUCGAAGAGGCCGAACUGGAAGAGGAAAAGCCCCGGAAAAAUCAAACGCGUGGCCGGAAAGGACAUGGUUACACGAGGAUAGCGGGCGGGAAGUAUGCAUGCGAUUACUGUGAGAGGGAAUUUGUGGACAGACGCGGAAUUACGAAUCACGUCAAGCUGCACGAGCCCAAAGAGCCAAAGCUGAAGGAGUGUCCGACGUGUGGCAAGAUGUUCACUACCGCUUACCAUCUGUCGAGACACGUCAAGAUUCACGACGAGGAUGUUCAGUGCGAGCACUGCGAGAGGAAAUUUCCCAUCGAUGGCUAUGGCGAGUAUGUGCAGCAUAUGGAACAGGAACACCCGGGGAAGGAACCGAUUCCGCAAAAAACACCAGUUGCAAAUGAUGACAGGCAAGAUCCGGCUAGGCCGUUCCGGUGUGGAAUAUGUUCCAUGAGGUUCACUCGGCGAACGCAUCUGAAUCGUCACGUGAUCGGCCACAGCUCGGUCAGACAGUACGAAUGUGACCUUUGCCACCGGAAGUUCCACCGAAAGGACAACCUGAGGAUGCACUUGGAGAGACAUGGCGUAGUCACUAAAAAACCGGAACCUGCUGUGAGGAAUCCCAUGCUUCCAAGGUUAAAGAUAGAAGAAGGAACGGAGGUGGUUGCUCCGGUGGCGGAGAAACAGGGGCCACGGACAAAGCUUUGUCCAAUUUGCGGGAAGAAUUUCGGUAGGGCUUAUCAUUUGAAUCGUCACUUGCGUUUGCACGCUACGAAGCCGGAGUACUUCGCGAGGCAGAGCAGGAUGGUGGACCAUGUUACCGAUCUAGUUACUGGUGCUGAUGGUUGUUCGAAGAAGAUCGUGCGAUGUACAAUCUGCGACAGAGGUUUCGGUAGAUCCUAUCACCUGAAAAGGCACAUGAAGCAGCAUGGCAUCGACGCUUUUCGACCGGCCCCAUCGAAGGCUGACAAGAUUGAGAAGUAUGACAAGACCGAGCGAGAGCUGGCCGACUUAGGACUAUCUCUCACGGCAGAGCUGGUGGCCGAACGAGGGAAGAUGGAAGCCAUCUGUCGGAUUUGCGAUACCACUUUCGAUAGGAUCGCCGAGCUUCGAAAUCAUCUGCGGACCCAUGCGGAUCCGAAAUCCUUUGCCGACAUCAAUAUCCACACCAAACCGUAUCUGUUCGAGGAUGGUUACGUUCAGGAGAACUACCUGGACUACUUGGUACAGCAGGUGUGCAGGUGGGACGUACUUCGGUUCCACCAAAUCGUGGACCCCGAUGGCGAGGAGCUGGAACUGAGUGACUCCGAUUCGGAACCGGAGGACAUGGAACAUCCCAUAGAAGGAAUCAUCCACAGGGAACACAUCUGUGGACUGUGCAGUCAGAGCUUCCUACGGAGGAAGCAUAUUAUGGACCACGCCAGAGAACAGCACAACCCGGAAGAACUGUUUGCUUGCAGACACUGUUCACGUGGCUUCCCGAGCACCGAACUCCUUUUGCGCCACAUGAAACAGCAAUGUCAAAAUCAACACAAGAAGUUCCUGUGCACGUUCUGCAACGAGAAGUUCAUGUGGCAGACCAGUUUGAACAAGCAUGCCAAAGUGAAGCACAAACCCGCCCGGCCACUGUGGAUCAAAACGGAACCGAGCGGCGAGGAGGAGAAGAAGUACGUUUGUCAGGUUUGCUGCAAGGGCUUCCAACGUUUGGAGCACCUCGAGCGCCACAUCAAGAUCCACAUCCCGUCGGAGAAGAAGUUCGAAUGUACCCAGUGCCAUAAGAAGUUCAACCGAAAGGACAACCUGCGGUCGCACAUGAAGAUCCACAAGAAGAAGACGACGGACGAGGCGGACGCCGCCGAGAAGCAGAACCAGCUGUGCGUGUACUGCGGUCGGGCGUUCUCCAACUCGUCCAAUUUGAUUGUGCACUUGAGGCGGCAUACCGGCGAGCGGCCGUACAAGUGCGACAUUUGCGAUAAGGGCUUCCCACGUUCGUCGGAUUUGCAGUGCCAUCGAAGGACACACACAGGCGAGAAACCCUGUCUGUGCACCAUUUGCGGAAAGGGCUUCUCUCGAUCGAACAAACUUGUUCGCCACAUGCGAAUCCACACCGGAACCAGACCGUACGCGUGCACUUACUGUGACCGUUCCUUCACCCAGUCGAACGAUCUGACCCUGCACAUCCGACGUCACACGGGCGAGAAGCCCUACGUGUGCGGAGUGUGCAACGAGCGGUUCAUCCAGGGGACGGCCCUCAAGGCCCACCAACGGAUAACGGGCCAUUUCGACGAUGGCACCACCCAGCCGGAACGGUUCGCCAGCAUCAGCGUCAACAAUCCGAACCGGGUGGAAAACAGCGGCCCGAAAGCCGUACGCACAAGCCCGGGAGCGUCGGGGGAGGGUAUCCCUAAGGUCGUCAAGCCAGUCAAGUCACGUAAGAAGACCAAGCAGACCGCAAGUAGCAGUAGCAGCACGGCCGUUAGCUCUCAACCAAUGAUCAGUGAACCGCCGGCAACCGUCGUAACAUCACCACCCACAUUGACCGUUAGCUCGGCACCGACUUCGCCCGGUGAUAGCAGUUCCACCGGUGGGGGAAGACCUCCUCCGCAUCCUUCCUCGUUGGGACUGAACAAUCUUUCCGGGACACCGCACGGUUACGUCCCGGUGCCCUAUAUCAUGCAGAACUACGAUCUCGCCUCGACGGGACUGUUCUCGCAGAAUUUCAGUCAACAAUAAUAGCCCCGUAGUGUAGCGCUUUGUCCCGUUCUAAAAUUCUCUACUGUUUGCGUGUAGUUGUGUCAUAAGGAUUAUAAUGGAUAAUAAAAGGAAACUGCUAAACAAGUAAAGCUUAAAA
Molecule: messenger RNA, 3665 nt
Organism: Aedes aegypti (yellow fever mosquito)
Lineage: Eukaryota; Metazoa; Arthropoda; Insecta; Diptera; Culicidae
Product: zinc finger protein 420
Exons: 6
Coding region: 272-3547 (1091 amino acids)
Biological process (GO): regulation of transcription by RNA polymerase II
Cellular component (GO): nucleus
Molecular function (GO): zinc ion binding; RNA polymerase II transcription regulatory region sequence-specific DNA binding; DNA-binding transcription factor activity, RNA polymerase II-specific
Source: RefSeq, a predicted model, not a curated record